Molecule: messenger RNA, 1221 nt
Organism: Tachysurus fulvidraco (yellow catfish)
Lineage: Eukaryota; Metazoa; Chordata; Actinopteri; Siluriformes; Bagridae
Product: methylosome subunit pICln-like
Exons: 7
Coding region: 168-905 (245 amino acids)
Biological process (GO): chloride transport; mRNA cis splicing, via spliceosome; spliceosomal snRNP assembly
Cellular component (GO): pICln-Sm protein complex; spliceosomal complex; cytosol
Source: RefSeq, a predicted model, not a curated record
CCAAACACACAACUCCAUUCAGAGAGAAAGAGAGAAAGCAUCGCGUCUGUUUUACUCAAAUAAACCAUGGUUCAACAAAUCUAAAGCCUCAUUUAGACUCCCGAAACGCACAGACUACCGGGUUAAAUAGCGCAGUAAAGGUAGAAAGGAGGCUAGUGUUUGAAAGAAUGGUCGUUUUGCAAAAUGUUUCUCCUCCAAGAGAAGGAGUGAGACAUGAGGAAGUGGACAUUACCGCCGUGCUGGACGGGAAAAGACUCGGGGCAGGAACUCUUUGCGUUGCAGAAAGUCGUGUCUCUUGGGUCGAUGGGUCUGGAGUAGGAUUUUCUUUAGAUUAUCCUUCUAUCAGCCUUCAUGCUAUCUCCCGUGACCUUAGUGCAUAUCCUGCGGAGCAUCUGUACGUGCAAGUCAACUCCAAACGUGAAGAAGAUUCCAAGGACGAUGAGGUGAAAGCCAAAGAGGAAGCAGAUGGCAGCGGCAAUGAUGACGAGGAUGAUGAUGACCUCUCCACAGGCGCGUUUACAGAGAUCCGCUUUGUUCCAAAUGAUAAAGGUUCUUUGGAGAAUAUGUUCGUGGCCAUGUCUGAAUGCCAAGCAUUGCAUCCCGAUCCAGAUGACUCCGACUCUGAUUUCGAUGGUGACGAGUAUGAUGUCGAGGAGGCUGAGCAGGGCCAGAUCGACAUGCCCACUUACUCGUUUGAGGAGGGCAUGUCUCAGCUGACCAUGGAAGGCCAGACCACACUGGACAGGUUGGAAGGGAUAGAGGGUCAGUCCUCAGCCCCACAGUGCUGCAUGGCUGGAGUCAGGACCGAGGAUGCAGCAGCAGCUGCAUUAAAUGAAGAAUCAAAGACUGACUCAGGUACUCUUGGAAUCUCAGGGCAGUUUGACGAUGCUGAAGUUGACCACUGAACAGUGAGCCUCUUGUUUUCUCUCGGGCAGAAGCACUUGAAGCGGAGCCGGAUCGAGCUAGCAGGCCGAGACACUGAAUUGUGGAAUGGAAGCCAAAGCACUGGGCCUUGUGAAUGUUAAAACUCUAACUCGUUGCACAAUUACUAGCUAACACCAGCCUCCAUUAUUUUGUUUGCUGGCAAUGCUGUCAUACAGUCAAAUCAUCAUUUUAUAUGUAACUUUUGUACUGACCUUUUUUUUUUUUACUGACAAAGACCCGUGCGUACUAAUAUGUUGAUUUCAGUAAUGUAUUAAAUAAAGCCAAAUGUAACCUGCA